CGUGCCGGGUCGGGUUCCCACAGCGGCUCUUCAACGUCAGUUCACGUCAGUUGUUCUUCGCUCCAGCUUGGCCAAAAGUUUCCUCCAUUUUUUGGCGUCAAAGUCCCUUCACCAUUCCCAUCUCUGAGCCUCGAUAUCUAGCGCCGCAUUUAGAGACCAAUAUGAAGUACCGGGAGGUGAUAAUGUACACGGAAAUCGGGAGUUUCGUGUUGUGCGUCUCCGGAUGGAUCCUAGUCUGCUCUACCAUGCCCACUGAGUACUGGAAUUACUCCACCGUUGACAGCAUUGUCCUCACCACUUCAAACUACUUCUCUAACCUUUGGAAAGACUGCAUUUCCGAUUCAACUGGCGUAUCUGAUUGCAAAGAGUUCCCAUCAAUGUUGGCACUAGAGCUGUACAUACACGUGUGCAGGGCCCUCAUCAUCAUCGCCAUCAUCCUGGGCUUCUUUGCCGCCAUCCUGGCCCUGGUGGGGAUGAAGUGCACCAAGAUCGGCGGCUCCGAGAUCGUCAACGCAAAAGUCACGUUCGCAGCAGGGAUAAACUACCUGAUCUCAGGGUUCUGUGCCAUGAUCGCAUUCUCCUGGUAUGGAAACAGGAUACGAGCUGAAUUUGUGGACCCAAACUUCAAGGCGCAGAAAUUUGAGAUUGGAGCAGCGGUGUUUGUGGGCUGGGGGGGCUCCUCCCUGCUCAUCGCGGGGGGGUUUGUCUACAGUUUCUUCGCUGGAAGGGAGGGUCUCGGCUCCAGCUCAAAGUACCCGAAGAAGCCUGGGUCCAACAUCACGGCUCGAACCCGACGCACGUACAUGCUGCCUCCCCUAACCAGGGACGGCGGGGAGAGCAGACGGACCAGGGCUCCCUACGCCCAAACCGGCAGAUCACUCAGCAGAGAUCCCUACGCCCAAACUGGCAGAUCACUCAGCAGAGAUCCCUACGCCCAAACCGCCAGAUCACUCAGCAGAGAUCCCUACGCCCAAACCGCCCGAUCACUCAGCAGAGAUCCCUACGGCCAAACCGCCAGUAGAGAUGCCUACGUCUAAUAUACGAUGUCAAUGUCUAAUGCACCACUCUAAUGCAUAUGCAUACUUCAUACAGAACUCCUCAAUAGUUUUAAAACUUUUAUUUUAUUAGAGAACAAUUGAGUCACCAUCUACAUGUAGUUCCAUGUUAAAUGUGAGGACUAAAACUUUAAAAUGUGCACACUGUACAUAGUUUACACCGUACAAACGUCUUUGGUGAUGGGCUGUAGCUGCAUUCAGGGGUUUGUGGUUCAAGCAAGAAAGUACCACAAAAGCAGCGUUGAGAACAAUGUUAUGUUUAUAGAAGCUCUACAUAUUUUCAUUUUAUACCUUUAUUCACAUUUAUAAACCUUUUUAUACUGCAUUGGUACUUUAUUUCUUGAGUGCAUUGGUUGCAGACAUAGGAAAUGGUUCCACUAAAAAAUAAAACCCAUUUUUGAAGAACAGUUUGGUCAUUCACAUAGUUACUAAAUCUGCAGCAAAACUUUGCUGCUUUAGAGUUAACUAAAGUACGUUUUCAUGCUUUAGACCAUAUAUCCCUGAAUGCCCUGAAUUUCAGAAACAGGAUAGCACCUGAUGAUAGUAUGUAUGAUGCACUUGCUCCAGCAGAGGGCAGUAAUGAUUAUGAAAAAGUAUUGGGGAAAAGGUUGAUUUCUUUGAUAUAUUGUUAAUAUGCAUUGUGUAGUAAUUGUUUAAGAAUUGUGUGAAUGCGUUAAUUUAAGCUUUUUACCCUUUCUUUUUUAAAUAGUUGAAGUGAGAUUUCAAUCUAUGUAAAAAAGAAAAGAAAAAGAAAUUGGUUCUGUUUAAAUGGCUACUGAAUGAUAAAAAAUGAGAUUUGAAUAAUUUGCUUCUAGACUUUCUCAAUAACUAUGAAUAUGACAGUUCUGCCUCUUUCUUAAUUGCAAUGAAUAUACCAUAUAUAUACAGAUACAAUUUGUGCUGCAAAACAAUGAAAGCAACAUUGAUAACAGAAGACUCGUUAGAAUCAUUAGAAAUCAUUUUUAUUGUGUACAUUUGAAUCUACCUGUACAUAUGAAUAAAUGCUUGUAUAUAUGGACAUAUAAAAUGUUUCUUGUUUUUGUAAACUUGUUUAUAAAAUUAAAAAUACAAAAAUAUGACAGAA
Molecule: messenger RNA, 2139 nt
Organism: Conger conger (European conger)
Lineage: Eukaryota; Metazoa; Chordata; Actinopteri; Anguilliformes; Congridae
Product: claudin-10-like
Exons: 5
Coding region: 162-1037 (291 amino acids)
Biological process (GO): bicellular tight junction assembly; cell adhesion
Cellular component (GO): plasma membrane; bicellular tight junction
Molecular function (GO): structural molecule activity
Source: RefSeq, a predicted model, not a curated record